AUGUCUCAAAGGCUCAAUCAUCCUCCUCCCGUUCGGCUUCACCUCGAAGACGUCGCUCAACCAGAGGAGGUCAUUCGUCUUCAGGGCGUGCAAACCCAACGUCUGAACUUGAAGUACGAUGAUCCUCGUCUCCGUCGUCACGAUGAACAGUUUGCAGUACUGGGUUUUGGUGGGGCUUACGGUGACUGGGAUACCCUGUGUAUUACCUAUGGGAACAACAGACUAUGCCUGCGAAACCACCCUACUUUCAACGACUGUCUCGGUCCUUUUUUGAAGCCACUGGUCGGCUUGACGACGACGGUGGUGAAUAUUCCUGGAAAGGGCCGUGGGCUCAUUGCAACGUGCAACAUUCCCCAAGGGCUUCCUUUCAUAAUUGAACGACCCCUCCUGAUUUGCUCGGUGGGAAUGCUGGACGGGACCAUGGUGGCGAAUUUCCCGAUGAUGCUCGAGAAAGGGUUGACACCCGAACACAAGAAGACAUAUUAUCAGCUGCACAACUGCAAGCCUAAAGAACCUGGCAUGGUUGAGGCUGUCAGCAUCAUGCGUACCAAUGGGAUCGGGGCGCAGCUCCCUUUUGACGAGCAUGAGCGUCAAAUUGCAGUCUACGACAACAUCUCCCGUGUCAAUCACAGCUGCAUUCCGAAUGCUUAUUAG
Messenger RNA from Dacryopinax primogenitus, 654 nucleotides. RefSeq lists its product as uncharacterized. The transcript has a single exon. The record is from RefSeq and is a predicted model, not a curated record. Bases 1 to 654 code for a protein of 217 amino acids. Gene Ontology annotation, molecular function: protein binding. NCBI's taxonomy places the organism in Eukaryota, Fungi, Basidiomycota, Dacrymycetes, Dacrymycetales, Dacrymycetaceae.